AUGGCAACGCAAAUUGUAUUGGUGCCACGGAAGCUGCAGCAGCGGACUCCUUCGAUCCGCGACGGUUUGUCUCGGGAGUUGGAAAUAUCUCAGCGCAUUUAUGGCUGUCACCUCAUCCAGAGGGCCGGGGUUCUGUUGCGCCUGGAAGCAGUCACAGUGGCCAGUGCACAAACAAUUCUUCAUCGCUUCUACUACAGAAAGAGCCUCAAGAAGUUCGACGUCAGGCUGGUAGCCACUUCAUCUCUGCUGCUCGCCUGCAAACUGGAAGAGGAUCCGCGGCGAGUGAGAAGUUUGAUUGAUAUUGUACAACUCCUUGCAAAAGCAGAGGACGCAAAUGUUCAAAUCACACAGGACAAUCUGGACCAGCUUCUCAUCGAUCACGACUCUCCGACUCUAGUGCACCCGCACCGCUACAUCCUGCAAUAUAUACACGCACUGUGUAAAGGAGACUAUAUACCAACAAACAGAUUGUCUCAGAUCGCAUGGGGUUACCUUAACGACAGUAUGCGGACGACGUUGUGCUGCGAAGUACAGCCUGCAGUAGUGGCAGUGGGGAGUAUAUUUUUGGCUGCUUGUGACCUUAAUAUCCAUUUGGCGAAGGAGACUGGAUGGUACGAACUCUUUGACGUUACAUGGGAGGAUGUUCUCAAGGUGUGCACCCGCAUUCUUUCCCUUUACAAGAGGGCCCCUCCGAAGUACACGAAACUGGCGGAGACUAGGACCCCACCGCCACCCAAGCUGGAGCCCACGACAGACACGAAGACAGAUAAAUCGGAAGACAACUCUCUUGCAGCAACAGCGCCACCCCCAGCUGCCGCUGGAACCGAACAAACAGCAGAAGGAGUGACCACUGCAGCAUCAGGAGCAGUUGCAGCGGGAACAACAGCAGCGGGGGCACGAUCGAGCGGUGCAACACAGGUCGCGACGGAUAAAACGGAAGAGGUGGAGAUGCAACUUGACUCCCAUGAUCAAGGCGAGAAGCAAGAGACUAAAGAAGAAAGAACAGCUGCAAGAGAAUCAGACACUAGGGGGGAGGAGGAGAUGGCGCAACAGAGACAAACAGGUGUUCCGGAGGCGCUCCACCCCGCAUCAGGGAGCUCUCGAGAGGGAUUUAACAACCACAGACUUGAGAACCGUGAGGUGCCCUCCGCUGACAGGCGGUCUGCUAAAGAGGAGAGGGGCCUGCGGGAGUCUCUGCAGGACUCACGGGAAGCUCGCCACAGGACCAGAGCUGCCGACAGCUAUCGAAAUGGACAUCGGGGAGGGCGGGAUGAAGGUCGUGACCCUUCAAAUCCGCGCCGUGGGGACUACCGGGAGAGCCCUCUGCACUAUUCAUCUUCCUCACGAGAUGGCAAGUGGGAGCGGUUUGGUCAUCGGGACAGGUACGAAGCCCAUUCUGGGUCUUUCAGAGACAGAGAAAGGAGGCGGUACCCAGAGAGCAGUGCUUCUUUCGGAUCCCCCCGAAGUCGAGGGGAUAUAGACGGGGGAAGAGGGGGGGGCAGACCCUCAGCGAAGAGGCCUUCGCGCCGCGACUCGCCGGCAAGAAGUUCCCACAGGCCUCUCAAGUUAUCCGCUGGCAGCGACUCGAAGCGCAUCUGA
Molecule: messenger RNA, 1599 nt
Organism: Eimeria mitis
Lineage: Eukaryota; Apicomplexa; Conoidasida; Eucoccidiorida; Eimeriidae
Product: cyclin, putative
Exons: 6
Coding region: 1-1599 (532 amino acids)
Biological process (GO): regulation of transcription by RNA polymerase II
Cellular component (GO): nucleus
Molecular function (GO): cyclin-dependent protein serine/threonine kinase regulator activity
Source: RefSeq, a predicted model, not a curated record